Messenger RNA from Aspergillus glaucus CBS 516.65, 811 nucleotides. RefSeq lists its product as uncharacterized. The record is from RefSeq and is a predicted model, not a curated record. Lineage: Eukaryota; Fungi; Ascomycota; Eurotiomycetes; Eurotiales; Aspergillaceae. The coding region runs from base 13 to 579 and encodes 188 amino acids. The transcript has 2 exons.
GGUCAAGACACGAUGGGCGAAUCACUCAUCGCAGUAAUUUGUGUCUGUGACAUAUCACCUCCAAUCAUCUCACCUAUCCUCACUAAAGCCUACCAAUGUGCCAUUGAUCUCGACUCCUCUCCAACACUCCUAUUUCUGCCCGACAACAAUAGGAACACGCUUCAUCAAUACACCAGGAGCUCAGUGACCCAUCCUCCCAUUGAAUCUCCAUUCAGAUCCCCGUUUCUUGGAUGGAGUAUUCACGAUGUCGCCCAAUUCCUGAAUGAUAACGCAGAUGGGAGCAUUGUUGACUCACGUGUGUUCCUUAUUGCGGAUGAGGAGACAACAAGAGACGGAGAUACGCUCUUGUUGGUGCAGAGUUCGGGACAGGGAGAGGAUGAGGACAGACUUGCACUGAAGUGUGUGCGUGUUGCUGCUGAACAUGUGAAUACUGAAGCAGUGGCUGUAUCAGUUGCUACAAAAGAUGUGGAGGAGUUAUUGAGCUCAGUUGAUGGGGAUUGGAUUUAUAGAGGUAGGAGGGGAGGCAGAGACGGUCAUAAGCCGAAAAAGGGAGGGAAAGCGCCGAAAAAACAGUUAUGAGCUGUAUCCGAGACAGGAGUUGUGGUGUGCUUUGAGUCGUCAGUGUCAUUCUGGUUAAACUGCCUCAUUAGGACAUAGUUUUCUGGCUGCGAUAUCCUAACAAAGGAUGUGAGUCGACAAUGUAGCGGUGAUAUAUUCGUGGACCUUACUGUUGGGAAGUAAGGUCGGCCGUUCGCAUAGAGUAGUGCUAUUCAUCAAAAUGGCCGUUGAACAGCAAUUGAAAGAACUAAGC